Molecule: messenger RNA, 4570 nt
Organism: Siniperca chuatsi (mandarin fish)
Lineage: Eukaryota; Metazoa; Chordata; Actinopteri; Centrarchiformes; Sinipercidae
Molecular function (GO): GTP binding
Source: RefSeq, a predicted model, not a curated record
UAGGGGCGCAGUUCGUCCAGCAGGAUCAGAUGGGCGACGCUGUAAACACACUGCGCUCUUCACACCAGAUAGUUGGCUUCAUUCCUCUCUCCACAAGAGCUAAACGAUGGGUGAUAUUUACCAAUAUCCCGUUUUCUUCGAGUGUCACAGCCUGCUCGCGGAGCAGAUUAAGAAAAUAGAAAAGUAUUUCCGUGUUCGCCGCAAAUCAGGCGGAGGGGACUGCGGAGCGCUGACGCGUGUGGAUGAUAACGUCUACAGCCUUGCUUUCAAAUAUGAGGAAAAUCAGCAGGCAGUCCUUCAGAGAUCUGAGCAUGUUGUGGAUGGUCUGGUGAUCACUGUCCGAGGCAGCCUGGAACCUCGCACCCCCUCUCCCAUCACCACCUCCACUGCAGCUCAGCGUGCACAGGCCAUUCCUGCCUCAACUCCUCCACCAAGUGGUGAAGAAUAUGAACUACAACUUGAUUCUUACCUCCUUCGUUACCUAAAGGAAUGUCCCAAGGCUGGGAAAGAACUAGAGAAAGAACUCGCCUCUGUGGCCUGCUCUGCCCAGCUUUACCCAGAGGAGGAGAGGGUUUUAGUCAGGAGUUUAGCUCAACCUGGUGCUGUAGAUGAAGCUAGAAAUUGGAAAGUCAAGGUAGACAAAAUCUUUGAUGGCUACCUGUGCCACUAUGAGGUGUUCCCUCACAAAGUUAAAGCUUUGCUUCAGUCCUGCAGCUCUGAUCAGACCACAGAUGAGGUGAAAGUGUACAGCGAGCCUGGGGUGGCUGUUGUGGUUGGGGAAAGUGCUCAGGUGAAGGCCAGGUUGAUGGAUGUAGAGGACAGGUCAGGUUUAAGUGAGACGCAAACCAGCAUUCGUCGACUGGGCAAGGCCAAGCUCCGCCUCCUCUGGAAAGAGAUUGAGCACAGUUUGCGACGAGAUUUUCCAGGAGUGAAGGUCACGCAGGGAGAUGCAGGUCAGUUAGUUUUGGAAGGCUCUGUGGAGGACAUUCUUAAGGCUGGAGAUUGGAUCUCUGAUAAGGAGAAUUUGGUGUUAGAAAGGACAGUUUCUGAUAGGAGCCCACAUUUUUUGGCCUUUCUAAGGAAGGCAUACGGAGGUCCGGGGGUGCUAAGUGACUUUUUAGGGGUUGGUAACAAAGUGGAAAUAGAGUUACGAGACACAGAGCUACGUUUCUUCACACUCUCUGCUGAUAAACUGGAUGACACAGAGAAAAAACUGCAAGAAAAAUUCAAGGAAGUCAAGAUGGAUGUGCCUAACUGCUCUGCUGUGCCAUCUGAGCUUCGGGAAAAGCUGAAGUCCAAGACAAAUGAGAUGAACCAAGGGCAACAUAGGGCUCAGGUCGUGUUUGGCUCAGACAGCGCAGUGUGCUUACUGGGCCACACGAAAGAGGUUGAAGAGCUGAGUGAAGCUGUCAUACAGUUUAUUUUGGACCAGUCUAGCGUGCAAAGCAGGGUUGCACAGAAUUUGGCAUCUUUAAGUUUACGUGAAGUAAACACAACAGUGGCUAGCUACAGCCUUCGUGACGGGCUCCAGGUGCUGGUGUGUCAGGGUGACAUCACCAAACAGGAUGCUGAUGCCCUGGUGAACGCUGCCAAUGAAGAUCUGGACCACUGUGGAGGUGUUGCUGCUGCCCUGAGUAAAGCAGGCGGUCCUGAAGUACAGAGUGAAAGCAGUGACUUAGUAAAGUAUAUUGGGAAAGUCCAUACAGGUGAAGUGGUAGUGACCACAGGGGGGAGCUUAAACUGCAAGAAACUGCUGCAUGCUGUUGGGCCUGUUGGUGGAGAAGCAGGCGGUAGAGAAAGGAUCUUACUCAAAAAAACUGUCCAUUCUGCUCUGAAUUUAGCAGAAAUCAUGGAGUUCCAGUCUAUAGCCAUGCCCUGUAUCAGCUCAGGCGUGUUUGGUGUUCCUGUCACUGUGUGCUCUGAGGCUAUUGUAACUGCUGUUAAAGAGUUUGGCAGUCAGGGAGGGCGAAGUCUGAGCAGAAUAAUCCUGAUUGAUAACAGAGGAGAGGUGGUGAGGGCCAUGCAGGAAGCAUGUGACAGACUUCUCCAAGUGACACAAUCCGGAAACGGUGCACCAAGUGAUUUGGGAUUCCAGAUGGAUGUUGCCCAAGAUGACAUAGAAAAAGGAGCCACUGCUGGAGCUCCUGGAGAUGGUGUCAGUCUAGAGAUCAUUCAGGGAACCAUCGAGACCCAGCAGGUGGAUGCUCUGGUAUCGCCCAUGGUUGGCCAUGAUCCUCUCUCUACCUGUGUUGGAAACACUUUGUCCAAGAUGGUUGGAUCCCAGCUGACUGCAGGAUUUAGAAAGGAAGCAGGAGAAGCAACGCUGCCUGGUGACACAGUCCUGGUGGAGGGCUUGCCUGGACUUCCAUCUAAUGCAGUGUUCUUCGUCAACCUCGUUCCCUGGGAUGAUGACCAGGAUGGAAUUGCAGUCCAGGUUCUGAGACUGGGCAUCAACACAAUCCUAACUUCCUGUGAGAAUAGAGGGUUUGGAUCUGUUGCUCCUGUGCUCGGGGCUGGGAUUGCCCUGCAUUUUCCUGACAGCGUGGUAGCCAGGGUUCUACUGGAGGAAGUUCAUAAGUUUGACCUGAACCGAGACAGCAGAACACCAUUGCUGGUCCGCAUCGUCAUCCACCCCAGUGACGAAGAGUCUAGUGAGGUGUUCACAUCUGUCCAGGAAGCUUUCCAACUGAAAAGAUUAACAAAAGAUGUUCACCAACCAGACCAAGUGUCAACUCCAAAGAGGAUCGUCCUGCUGGGAAAAACUGGAUCUGGGAAAAGCAACCUAGCUAACACCAUAUUGGGAGAGAAAUUGUUUACCACAAACCAUUCUCCCAACUCUGGAACACGAAAAUGUCAAGCAGAAACCAAAUCUGUCAAUGGAAGAAGCAUCACUUUGAUCGACACUCCUGGUUUCUUUGAUGCAGAUAGAUCUGAGGAGGACAUGAAGCCUGAGAUAGUGAGCUGUAUCACAGAGUGCGCCCCUGGGCCUCAUGCUUUUCUCAUUGUGCUUAAAGUGGAGAAAUUCACAGAGCAGGAGCAGGCUGUCAUCACUAAAAUCUGCCAGUAUUUCUCUGAAGAUGCUCUAAAAUAUGCUGUAAUUGUCUUCACUCAUGGUGACCAGCUCCCGAAAGGAAUGAAAAUUGAGGAGUUUGUCAGUCAGAAUAAGAAUCUGAGUGACCUGGUGAAGAAGUGCGGAGGCCGGUGCCACGUCAUUGAUAAUAAAUACUGGAAGAACAAAGUGCAGAACAACUACAGGAGCAACCAGUUCCAGGUGGAGGACCUACUCAACACAAUAGACAAGAUGGUGAUGGAAAACAAUGGAGGCUACUAUGUCAAUAAGAUGUUACAAGCAGUGGAGAAAGAAAUACAGAGAGAGGAAGAGCACAUAAGACAGACAUCAGACAACAUGCCAGUGGAAGAGAUCAGGAAACAGGCUAAAACCAGAGUGUCUGAGAGGUUUCUGAUCCAACUGGCAGCUUGUUGAGAAUCUGAAGAAGUCAAGCACCUGUGCCGGCCCAGAAGAUGUCGCCUGUGAUUUCUGCUGUGGGAAACGAAACAAAGCCACGACGUCUUGCCUGACGUGUUUGGCAUCUUACUGUCCAGCUCACCUCGAGCCUCACUACAGUGUUCCUGUGUUGAAGAAGCACCAGCUGGUCUCGGCUACAAUCCCCCUACAGGAAAAGAUGUGUACGAAGCACAACAAGCUGAUGGAGGUCUACUGCCAGACAGACAAGAAGUGUAUCUGCUAUCUGUGCAUUAUAGAUGAGCAUAAAAGCCACUGUACAGUGUCAGCUGCAGCAGAGAGGGCUGAAGAACAGGUAGAAACAGCAGAACUAGUGAACGUGAAACUGUAGACUGUUAAAAUAAACAGGUCUACAGUCAAACACAUUGACAUGUUUGUUACUUUAGAAUUUUAGUCCAAUCUUUAUUACCAGUUGUACUCAGUAGAUCAGAUGUGAUUUGCAAUAAUAGAAAACUAAAUAACUUUAUUAAUAAAACUGUUCACAAUGAGUCAUUUGCUGUAGCACCAACUAUUUUUUUUCAGAAACAUCUAAUUGUCAUAAGAAAGUCCAGGAGAGAGAAAAGGAGCUGGAUGAGCUGGUCCAGGCGCUGAAGGAUUUCAAGAUGUGGACAUUCAGUAUUUGAUCCUGUGUCUGUAUUCCCCACUGACUAUAGAAGAAGUCUUGUCCAGGUUUUGAUAUCUGGCAAGGUGUGCUCAUAAACCCAAUUGUAUCAACAACAAAAAAUCUGAACUUGCUCAACCUUUUCCACAGAGAAUGUUAUUUUAAAAAGAAAAAUCUUUGUUUUUCUGUUUUUCAUUUUUUAGUAUUUCUAUCACUUUGUAUAAUUCUUAAGUUAUGUCAGUUCCACAUGACUGAAGAUUCAGUACUGUACAGCCAAAGUACUCACCGUCUGUAAAUGUAGAAGUUUAAACAUGCAAAACUCGGCAACAAAGCACAGCUGAAUGCAUUGCCCAAAGGUGACAUAGAGAGCCUCCUGCAGGACACAGGGCCCAGGAUCUCUGCCACAGGUACCUGAUGAUAAAAAUAAAAAAAAAUCCAGACUUCAA